Molecule: messenger RNA, 1109 nt
Organism: Cylicocyclus nassatus
Lineage: Eukaryota; Metazoa; Nematoda; Chromadorea; Rhabditida; Strongylidae
Source: the annotation of a GenBank genome assembly
AUGAUCUUACGUGAUAAAAUUUUCGCUGCUUGGGACUAUUUUGCGCGUUUGGAAAACAUCGUGUGCAAGCGGUUCAAAGGGGUCUACGGCGCAGUAGAGGAUGAAAAUGAGGAAGUCCAUGGCAGAAGAUAUUCCACGCUGGUUGAUACGAUAAAGACAAGAUUACAAAGCAAACAAGGCUUUUUCGCUGCUGGAGGAUUUAGACAUAUUUACAGCGGCAUGGGAUCCGUUGCUAUCGGCUCAGCUCCUGGAGCCGCUCUCUUCUUUGUGACGUACAGGUCCGUGAACGGAAUGUUCAAUAAGGAAAAUUGGCUAGUUCGCUCGUUUUCGGCAAGUAUAGCGGAGAUUGUGGCAUGUGCUAUUCGAGUCCCUACCGAGCUAGUGAAACAGCGAAUGCAGGCUUCUUCCUCGAAGCGAAUGUUGUCGGAUGUUUGCAUAGAAAUUUACAAAUCUGAUAAUCUCAGAGGAUUCUACAGAGGAUACGUCAGCACCAUCAUAAGGGAGAUACCAUUUUCUAUAAUUCAAUUCCCACUUUGGGAGUACUGGAAGGAUGCUAUUGCAGCAAGGAAGGGAAGAGAGUGUUCUCCGCUGGAAGGUGCCGCUUGUGGCAGUGCAGCCGGAUUAGUCGCUGCAGCAAUCACAACACCUCUUGAUGUAGCUAAAACACGAAUAAUGCUAUCCACAAAGCCUGAAACUCCCUCGAUUAUGACGACACUCAAAGAGGUUUACUCUACUGGUGGUGUGAAAGCUUUGUUUUCUGGAGUCACGCCACGAGUUUUAUGGCUAGCUCUUGGAGGCUUCGUGUUUUUCGGUGCUUACGAGACCGUCUUAUCCCUGUCAUAUUGGGUUUGUCCAGAUAAGAAACACGCCAAGAAUGACAAGUCGUGAUUGCCCAUAUCUGUGUAUUUAUUGUUAUUAGGGUAGUAUGUUAGUUGUUAUUUUGACGAUUCUCCAUCACAGGUUUAUCCGAUUCCUACUUCAAAUCGAUGAUCUUAUGCCUUGAAACUUUGUUCAUUUUUGUAUAAAUCAUAUGUGAUAGCUUGAGGUAACGAGAUUCAUUGGCUUUUUGACAAACGAUAGAUUCACAUUAUUUAAAACAACCCUGUACC